GCCCCGCCCAGCGCCCUCUCCCUCCCUUCCCCCUCCUCGGGGUACUUUUGCGACCAACUUUUAGCGGGCAUGGCUCUGGGGGCGGACGGGUGGCGACCCUGGCAUUAACUUUGUUUCAGGAACUGGGCGAGGCCACCGGACGCCGGCGGGUCGGCUCAGAGUUCGGGGCGUGCACGGUUUCUCCUCCGGGAGGCUCUCGGUCCAUGAAGCGGAGCUAAAGGAAGGCACAGGGAGAGGCGUGGUGUGGGAAAAGAAACGCCACCCAGCCCGGAGGAGGCGUCCGGGGUCCGGCGGGCAGGAGGCAGCGGCGGCGGCGGCGGCGGCGGCGGAGCUGCGGGCUCCCUCCAGCCGCCAAGAUGAAUGGCCUGUCUUUCGAUGAGACGGCAUUGGAUCCCUCCCUGACGCUGAGCGAGUCCAGUGACAUCGACUCGGCUCUGCUCAGUGACAUCGAAGAUAUGCUUCAGCUGAUCAACAACCAGGACAGUGACUUCCCCAGUAUCUUUGACUCCAACUAUGGCGGGGCUACACCUGCCUUCCAGGAUGUCGGCUCUUCUGCAAGUUUGUCUCCACCCCCCAGCUCUCUCAGCUCCACCCUUGACAACUUCUUGGGGAGCACCAAGGUGCCUACCCACAUAAAGAUGUACCAGCCCCCUCCUCCUCCUCCUCCAAUGACCAGCUUCCAGCCUCCCCCACUGAUAACAGGGCCUGAGCUCAGCCAAGCCUCAUCUGGCAUCAAGGAGGAGCCCAUGCAGCUCUCCAUCCUUCAGCCUUCUCCCCCUCAGUUGCUGUCCCAGCCUGUGCUAGCCCCCCCAGCUCCCCCAUCCCAGCCCCAGCUGCAGUCUCAGCAGCCAUCCCCGCCCCAGCCCCAGCCCCAGCCACAGCCCCAGCCACAGCCACAGCCACAGCCACAGCCACAAUCUCAGCUGCAGCCUCAGCAGGUGCAGCCACCACAGCCACAGCCACAGCCACAGCCACAGGAAUUACAGCCACCAGGAGUCAUGGUGCCCCAGAGCUUUGCUCCUUCUUCCCAGCCUCAAUUUACUUCUCCAUCUCUACUAGACUAUCAGUGCCAGGGCAACUUCCCAGCAGCUGUUCCUCCUGGCAAUGUUCAGCAACCCCUUUCUCCUCAAGGGCCGUUGCCAGUUACCAUCCAAACGCAGGUGCAGAAUAUCUGCCCACAGCAGUUGCUGACUGCACCUGCCCAGGUUGUCUCCUCCCAGAUCCAGCAGGUCCCAGUCCUGCUCCAGCCUCACUUCAUCAAGGCUGAUUCCCUGGUUCUGACAACUGUGAAGGCUGAUGUGGGCACAGGAGUGAAGACCUCGGGGAUCAACUCUUUGGCCACCACCACAGCAGUGCAGUCGGCCCCCCUUCAGGUCCCGACCCUGGUGAGUGGAGGCACCAUUUUAGCCACUGUGCCCCUCAUGGUAGAUGCUGACAAGCUGCCCAUCAAUCGCCUGGCUGCCACGGGCAAGACCCCCAGCUCCCAGAGCAAAGGGGAGAAGAGAACGGCUCACAAUGCUAUUGAGAAGCGCUAUCGAUCCUCCAUCAAUGACAAGAUUGUGGAACUCAAAGACCUGGUGGUGGGAACUGAGGCCAAGCUAAACAAAUCAGCCAUCCUGAGGAAAGCCAUUGACUACAUCCGAUUCCUGCAGCAGACCAAUCAGAAGCUAAAGCAAGAGAACUUGACUCUCAGGAUGGCUGUGCAGAAGAACAAAUCCCUGAAAGACCUGGUGUCGCCGUCAUGCAGUAGUGGGAGCAUGGACAUCCCAAUGGAAGUCAUUAAGCCAGAGAUGGUGGACGCGCUAACCCCGCCGCCCUCCGACGCCGGCUCUCCUUCCCACAGCAGCCCCCUGUCCUUGGGGAGUGGCGGCAGCGGCAACAGCAGCGACUCCGAGCCGGACAGCCCCAUGUUCGAAGACCCCAAGGUGAAGCAGGAGCAGCUCCCCUCUCCCAGCAGCCUGGGCAUGCUGGACCGAUCCCGUUUGGCCCUGUGUGCCUUUGUCUUCCUCUGCCUUUCCUGCAACCCGCUGGCCUCUCUUCUGGGCAGGAACAGUGGCCAGAGCCAGUCUGAUACCAGCACCACCUACCACGUCCCUGGACGCAGCAUGCUGGGCACGGAGGGCAAAGGUAGUCCCAGCUGGUCUCAGUGGCUACUGCCUACUUUGUUUUUCUGGAUGCUUAAUCUGCUAGUGGUCCUGGCAGCCUUCAUCCGCCUAUUCAUCUAUGGCGAGCCCAUCACCAGGCCCCACUCGGGACCUUCCGUCUUGUUUUGGAGACAUCGCAAGCAGGCUGAUUUGGAUCUUGCACGGGGGGAUUUUGCUCAGGCUUCCCAGAACCUGUGGCUGGCCCUCCGGGCCCUUGGCCGGCCUCUGCCCACCUCCCAUUUGGAUUUGGCCUGCAGUCUGCUCUGGAAUCUCAUCCGCCACGUCCUUCAGCGCCUCUGGGUGGGACGCUGGCUGGCCGACCGGGCCGGGGGCCUCCUGCGGGAUCGGGAGCUGCAGGCGGAUGUCAGAGCCAGCUCCAGGGAUGCAGCCCUUGUCUACCACAAGUUACACCAGCUGCAUAUGACAGGGAAGUACACCAGCGGCCACCUCGCUGCCAUCAACCUGGCACUGAGUGCCCUCAACUUGGCUGAGUGCGCUGGCAGCGCCAUCUCCGUGGCAACCUUAGCUGAGAUCUAUGUGGCUGUUGCGCUCCGGGUCAAGACAAGUUUUCCUCGGGCCCUCCAUUUCCUGACGCGCUUCUUCCUGAGCAGUGCCCGCCAGAUGUGCCUCGCCCAGAGCGGCACCAUGCCCCCUGCCAUGCAGUGGCUUUGCCAUCCUGUGGGGCAUCGCUUCUUUGUGGAUGGAGACUGGGCAGUGAGGAGCACCCCUAGGGAGAGCCUCUAUAGUUCCACAGGGAACCCAGUGGAUCCCCUGGCCCAGGUGACACAGCUGUUUCGGGAGCAUCUGUUGGAGAAAGCCCUGGGCUGUGUGGCCAAGCCUGAAGAGACCCUGGCAUCAGCUGAUGGGGACAGAGAGUUCUCUGAUGCCCUUGGGUACCUGCAACUGCUAAAUGGCUGCUCAGACGCUGCUGGGGCCCCUGCUCUCAACUUCUCCAUCAGUUCGAGCAUGGUUACUGCCACCGGUACUGAUCUUGUGGCCAAGUGGUGGGCGUCCCUCAUUACAGUGGUGAUUCACUGGCUCCAGCGGGAUGACGAGGGGGCAGAGUCCCUCUACCCCAUGGUGGAGUACAUGCCUAAGGUUCUGCAGGCUUCGGAGAAGCCCCUGCCUCGGGCAGCCCUGCACUCCUUCAAGGCAGCAAGGGCACUUUUGGGGAAGCAGAAGCAGGAGCUUGGUCAAGCCAGCCUGAGCCAGUGUGAGAAGGCCAGCAGCUACCUUCGGGACAGCCUGACCACGGGGCCCUCCGCAGCCACUGCCAGUGCUUCUAUUGACAAGGCCGUCCAGCUCCUCCUGUGUGACCUGCUCCUGGUGACGCGCACCAGCCUGUGGCAGCAGCAGGUGGGCACCGCCCAGCCCCCUGGCGCUGCCCACCAGGCUUCAGCCCUGGAACUCCGCGGCUUCCAGCAGGACCUCAGCAGCCUCCGGCGUCUGGCGCAGUCUUUCCGGCCUGCCAUGAGAAGGGUCUUCUUGCACGAAGCUACCGCCCGGCUGAUGGCUGGAGCCAGCCCCACUCGGACUCACCAGCUCCUGGACCGAAGCCUGAGGAGAAGGGUGGCCCCGAGCAACAAAGGAUGCGAGCUGGACGCCCGGCCCACUCAGAGGGAGCACGCGGAGGCCCUGCUGCUUGCCUGCUGUUACCUGCCGCCCACCUUCCUGUCGGCCCCGGGGCAGCGCGUGGGGAUGCUGGCCGAGGCCGCCCGCACCCUGGAGAAGCUGGGGGACAAGAGGAUGCUGCAUGACUGCCAACAGAUGAUCAUCAGGCUGGGCAGCGGUACCACUGUCACCUCGGGGUAGCGCUCCGCCUCUCCAGGACCCCUGCCACACCCCCCUGCUUGCCGGGGUCCCGGCCGGGCCAGGACCUUAGGGCCUCGCCGCGGCGACGUCCCCAGGGCCCGGAGCCUCCCCCCCCCCCCCCCCCCCCCCCCCUGGUCUGCCAGCCCGAGCGCCGGCACAGCGCCAGGCCCUCUCAUUCAAAACCCUCUCUUCCCCGCGGCAGCCGUGCAGGGGGAUGGGGAAACCGGAAACCAGUCAGGAUCGGGGCUCCCCGGCUUUCUCACCGGGCCGCCCUCCUCGUCCCGGGCCUCCCUCCUGUCCCGGGCCUCCGGUGGCGUCUGAGGCGCGGCGCACUUUGUUUGGGCGGGUUACCCCUCCGCGGGAGGCCCAAGCACGGCCUUCCCCCCCCCCCCCCCCUUCCUCGGGCAAUCCCACGCCUGUCAUUUAUUGUGUUUAAUGGUCCCAGGCUAAUGAGAGCCUUGCUGUCAGCCCUGGGACAGGGAGCAAGGGAGGGGCCCCAGGUGGGGGGGGGGGGCGCACUUCCCCAGAGGAUCAUGGGUCCGCCUCCCCACAGUUCCCCCAAGGCAGGCUGCAAAUUGCUGGGCGAGAUGCUACUGACCUCUGGUGGUCCCUUGGGAGACUGCAGGGGGCGGUGCGCUGCCCGCCGCGGCAGGGCCUCCGUUCGGUCCUCCUCCCCGCUGGGGGCCGCUGGUCUCCGAGCCAGGAAGACUUGGGCUCGAGGCUCCCUAGACCCUGACUCAGUGUUGCAGGCAGUUUGCCAGGGCCUCUGCCAGUUACCUUUAUUGGUGAAAUUAUAGGUGUCACUGCAAUGGCCGCUUGUCUCCAUGGAACCAAAUAGUGCGCUCCACCUUCCCCGCCUUUCUGUUCCCCGAUCCGCUGCUUUGGGGGGCUGGCGGCCUUGGCCCCCGGGAGCAGCCGAGGCUUGAGGGGAAGCCUUCGCGUUCAGAGAGCUGCUGGGUGCUCUCUCCCAUGCCAAAAUAAGGCCGGGCCCUCCCGGUCCCUGCUGCCCCGAGCGCGGCCCCCCGCCCCCCCCCCCCCCCCCCCCCCCCCCGC
This is a messenger RNA of Sarcophilus harrisii (Tasmanian devil), 5009 nucleotides long. RefSeq names its product sterol regulatory element binding transcription factor 1 (gene SREBF1). The transcript has 19 exons. Lineage: Eukaryota; Metazoa; Chordata; Mammalia; Dasyuromorphia; Dasyuridae. The coding region runs from base 357 to 3956 and encodes 1199 amino acids. Gene Ontology annotation, molecular function: RNA polymerase II cis-regulatory region sequence-specific DNA binding; protein dimerization activity; DNA-binding transcription factor activity, RNA polymerase II-specific. Gene Ontology annotation, biological process: regulation of transcription by RNA polymerase II. The record is from RefSeq and is a predicted model, not a curated record. Gene Ontology annotation, cellular component: nucleus.